AUGACGGAGAAUACAAAUAUCAUGCUUCUGGAUUUCCGAACGCGCGACUGGACGACGAUCCUUCCACUGGAACUAUUGGCGCACAUUUUCUCCUUCCUCGCCGAAGUAUAUCCUCUCAACUUCGAUGCGGAUCUCGACCUGAGAUUAGGCUGGGUGACCGUCACUCAUACCUGUCGUCGAUGGCGCACCGCGGCUCUCUUAACGCCGACAUUAUGGACACGAUUAUCCCCCGCCAUGGGGCCGGCGUACGAUGUAUUCCUCAAAAGAUCGAAGGGCGCCUUGCUCACCAUCGAAGGCCGUAUCGACACGAGCGACCUGUUAUACGACCCUAUGUUUCUCCCGUCCAUAUGUCAACAUCGGCAUCGAAUCCAGGAGCUUAGCCUCUCCAAAUUGUCCCCACAAUCCUUCGCUCAACUAUUCAACGGACUUAUCGAUACAUUGCCGAAUCUCGUCACUAUGUCUAUCUUAACAUGCCAAUACGAUUUCCCCGUCCCUCGUCUACCGUCCGCCUUCCUAUCACACAUUACGCCACACUUGCGGGAGCUGAGACUGUCCGCUGUCGACUUUCCUUGCGAAGCUCUUCCUUCGUCACUCCCGAGCCUUCGAACCUUUCUAUUCGAUGACGGUCCCCCGACCGCUCAGAGAGUCGCAACAAGCUUCUCAGAUAUCACACUCACCUUGAGCAAGAUGCCAGCUCUGCGAACUCUCCGCUUGGUGAUGACUUUGUCCGAGUCACAGCUUCCCAUUGGUGCUCAUCUCGGCGAAGUAGUCUCAUGGUCGGACAUCGAGGUACUAGUCAUUGAGAGCAGGAAUGACACGGCAUGGUACCUCUGGUCGUGCUUGCGCGUACCCUCGUCCGCCCAUAUCCAUGUUCGUUCCACUCAGUUAUCGGCGGGAGUGGUCACGCUCAUGAUCUCUACGCUCCAAUCGCAUCUGGCUUUGUCGCCGCUGCCGCACUUUUUAGGGCUGUUCACGCACUCUGUCUCUCGCGGUGUCGAGAACAUGAACUUUCGACUGCGUGGGAGACACGUUGAACGCUUGGGGGAGUGCGAACAGAAAUGCUCCACCCGCGUACAGCCUUCUCUGGAGCUGGGCCUCUGCACUGGCUCAGCAGAGGCCCUUUGGAAACGGCUGUUGGCGGUCUUACCCGUCAAAUCCAUCCAGGAACUGCGCGUGGAUGUGGGCAGCGGUAUCAACUGGGAUUACGAGAAAGUCCGCGAGCUUCUCCUUCCACUGCGAUCCGUGACGCACCUGCAGACUGAUAGUGGCGUCGUUUAUGCGGCCCUCGAGCCUUCAUCCUUCCCGGAGACGAAACCGAAGGACAUAUCGUUGUUUCCGGCCCUGACCAAGCUUCGUGCAGUAUCGUCGAGCCCCACCACGUACAUCAUGUUCAGCAGGAUUUCCGCGCAAGUCAAAGACGCGCUCCGGAGGACGCUUGAACAUCGCAACAGCCUUGGAUCAGGCCAUCUGGAGUUGGUACUCCGACGCAACCGAGGUUGGGAGGAACAUGUGGAUCAGUGGAGAUUCAGGGAAGUGGUUGAAUGGGUUGAACGAGCGGAGUGA
Molecule: messenger RNA, 1563 nt
Organism: Peniophora sp. CBMAI 1063
Lineage: Eukaryota; Fungi; Basidiomycota; Agaricomycetes; Russulales; Peniophoraceae
Source: the annotation of a GenBank genome assembly